Messenger RNA from Didymodactylos carnosus, 767 nucleotides. NCBI's taxonomy places the organism in Eukaryota, Metazoa, Rotifera, Eurotatoria, Philodinida, Philodinidae. The record is from the annotation of a GenBank genome assembly.
ACUCGAGAUUCAUUCUUGUAUCGAUUGCUUAAUAAAGCAUUGCGAACGGAUAAUAUUGACAUUAUAUUUAAAUAUCGAUUUUUUAUUAGUGAUCUACAUCAACAACUAUAUGAAUUACAUGAAAACUAUGUGAAAUUGUUGAAAUCUUAUGAAAUCGAUGAAUUUCGUGUUUAUCGUGGGCAACAAAUACCAGUUGAACAAUUUGAACAACUACAAAAAAAUAUUGGUGGCAUGAUUUCAAUGAACACAUUUCUAUCAACGACAACCGAUAGAGAUAUCGCAUUGGUAUAUACCGGUAAUGGUUCUUGUCGUCCUCAAAUGGAAUCAGUUUUAUUUGAAAUUAAAAUUGAUUUAACUCAAACAAGUACGACACCAUUUUCAAAUAUUAAAGAAAUGAGUUAUUUUCAAUCCGAAGAUGAAAUAUUGUUUUCAUUAUCGACAUUAGUAUUGAUAAAUAAAGAAAAUAAAGAGUUUAAAGAGAUUAAUGGUUAUCUAAUUGGAAAUCGCAUAACAAAUUUAGUUGAUUUAGGCUAUUUAUUGCUUUUAAUGGAUGAUUAUGAUCGUUCAAUUGACUAUUGUACAAUGUUACUGCGCGAUCAAUCGUUAACAACAAAUGAUGUAGAUUCUAUUGUUCUUCGUUAUAAUUUUAUUGGACAAGCUUAUUCAAGUAAAACAAAUUAUGAAUUAGCAUUAAAAAAUUAUGAAACGGCGCUAGAAUUACAACUAAAAUAUAAUCCAGACAACCUCGAUUUAUUAUCAACAUGUUA